This is a messenger RNA of Pleurotus ostreatus (oyster mushroom), 2598 nucleotides long. RefSeq names its product karyopherin beta (gene KAP95). NCBI's taxonomy places the organism in Eukaryota, Fungi, Basidiomycota, Agaricomycetes, Agaricales, Pleurotaceae. The transcript has 15 exons. Gene Ontology annotation, cellular component: nucleus; cytoplasm. The record is from RefSeq and is a predicted model, not a curated record. Bases 1 to 2598 code for a protein of 865 amino acids. Gene Ontology annotation, biological process: protein import into nucleus. Gene Ontology annotation, molecular function: small GTPase binding; nuclear import signal receptor activity.
AUGAAUGCAACCGAACUCCUAGCAAAUACUAUAUCUCCAGAUAAUGCUACGCGUGAAGAUGCGACUACCAAGCUCGAGAAUGCACUGCGGGACAAUCCUCCUCAGUACAUGGCGAUGCUUUCCUCGGCUUUGGUGGACGAGAAUGCGCCGAUAAUUGCACGAAAUGCAGCUGGUAUAGCCCUGAAGAAUGCUCUAAGUGCCCGAGAUGCAGCGCGACAAACCGACUAUUCCAACAGAUGGCUUGGUCUCAACCCAGAGGCAAAGUCAAAGGUCAAACAGGAUGCUUUGAUGGCGUUGGCGUCCUCAAACGCGAAGGCCGGAACGGUCUCCGCUCAAGUUGUCGCCGCUAUCGCUGCCGUGGAGCUUCCGAAUAACCAGUGGCCCGACUUGAUUGAAAUACUUCUUGGUUUCGUAAACAACGACGCAAACACCAAUUUGAAAAUCUCUACGCUACAGACCAUCGGGUUCAUCUGUGAAACGAUAAAACCUGAGAUUCUCAGUCUUCGAGCAAAUGAAAUCCUCACUGCAGUCAUUCACGGCGCCCGUAAGGAAGAACCAUCUCAUGAAGUCCAGCUUGCUGCUAUCCAUGCUCUAUUCAAUUCUCUGGAGUUCGUUAGAGAGAACUUUGAGCGCGAGGGCGAACGGAACUACAUCAUGCAAGUCGUGUGUGAGGCCACCCAAAACUCCUCGGUUCAAGUUCAAGUUGGCGCCUUUGAGUGCCUGGUGCGAAUCAUGGGGCUUUACUACGAUAAAAUGGGCUUUUACAUGGAGCAAGCAUUGUUCGGUCUUACUGUCUCAGGAAUGAAACACGCCGACGAACGUGUUGCGCUUCAAGCCGUUGAGUUUUGGUCUACUGUCUGCGAGGAGGAAAUCGAGUUGGCCAUCGAGGCCCAAGAGGCUCAAGACUACGGCGAGGCGCCCGAGACCGAAUCCCGGCAGUAUGCCAAGGUUGCUCUUGGCGAGACGACGCCAGUCCUUCUGCAACUUCUUACGAAGCAGGAGGAGGAUGCUGACGAGGAUGAGUGGAACGUCUCCAUGGCUGCGGGAACGUGUUUGUCUCUGAUGGCUGGUGCUGUCAUGGACGCCAUUGUUCCGCAUGUGAUCCCUUUCAUUGAAGCCCAUAUCAAAUCGCAGGAUUGGCACUUCCGCGAAGCGGGGGUGAUGGCGUUCGGUUCUAUCCUCGAAGGCCCAGAUCCCAUAGUCCUUACGCCUCUCGUCAACCAAGCUCUGCCUCUCCUCAUUGACAUGAUGCUAACCGAUACCAACAUCCACGUCAAGGAUACCACCGCAUGGACUCUUGGUCGCAUCUGCGAUCUGCUUGUCCAGACAAUCAAACCGGACGUUCACCUGAACCCACUCAUCACUGCUCUAGUCAACAGUCUUCAAGAUAGUCCUCGUAUAGUCGCAAACUGUUGUUGGGCACUGAUGAACUUGGCCGAUCAACUGUCGCUAUACUACGAAGAAGAAGGCGAGAACGUCACGACUGGCCCAUUGUCACCUUACUUCGAAGGCGUGGUGCAGGCUUUGCUGCGUAUCACUGAGACCUCUGGCAACGAAUCCAAUUUCAGAACUGCCGCCUAUGAAGCCAUUACCUCCUAUGUCACCCAUUCGGCACCCGAUACCAUAUCGGUCGUGCAGAACACCGUCGUUACUAUCUUGCAACGGAUGGAGCAUCUUCUGAGCGUCCAGAAUCAAAUCAUCGGUGUUGAUGACCGAAACAAUUGGAAUGAGUUGCAAAGCAAUUUCUGCAGUGUCGUAAUUAGUGUGAUCCGGAAACUUGGCAAUGGGAUUCAACCGCUAUCCGACCGUAUCAUGACGCUCAUCCUUCAACUCAUCCAAGCUGCUGGCAAGACGUCAACAGUGCUAGAAGAUGCUUUCUUAGUUGUUGGCUCACUGGCGUCUGCCCUUGAGGCUGGCUUCGCACCAUAUAUCCAAGCUUUCUUGCCAUUCCUAUACCCCGCCCUGAAAGCGCAUGAAGACACGCAGCUAUGUACAGUGGCUGUCGGCAUCAUUGGGGACAUUUCUCGUGCUCUUGGGGAGCAGAGUGCGGCGUACGCUGGGCCGUUCAUGCAGGUUCUGCUUGAGAACCUCCAGAGCGAUAUCUUGAAUCGCAACGUCAAAAUAUCGAUUCUCUCAUGCUUUGGUGACAUCGCUUUGGCAAUCGGUCCACAGUUCGAACCGUAUUUAGAGACGACGAUGAGAGUAUUAGCACAAGCAGGAUCCGUGCAGCCGGCGCCACUCGAUUACGAUCUUGUGGAUUAUGUGAAUCAACUCCGUGAGGGUAUUCUGGAAGCUUACACUGGAAUUGUCACUGGGUUCAAGAAUACACCGAAAGUGUCCCUACUUUUGCCUUAUAUUCACAGCAUUCUCGAUCUCCUUCAGCGCUGUUUAGCAGACGAAGAGCGUACCGAAUCGCUAGCCAAGUUGUGCUAUGGGUUGCUUGGGGAUAUCGCUGAUUGCUUCCCCAAUGGGGAGAUCAAGCAGCUCUUGCUGACGGAGUGGAUUGCAAUUGAAAUGCGUAGCAGACAGCGUGUGUCAGGUGAGACGAAGAAGACAAUGCGGUGGGCAAGAGAGAUGAUUAAGCGAGCUACAGCGUAG